Oppiella nova is the source of this 1059-nucleotide messenger RNA. NCBI's taxonomy places the organism in Eukaryota, Metazoa, Arthropoda, Arachnida, Sarcoptiformes, Oppiidae. The record is from the annotation of a GenBank genome assembly.
ACUCUGGCGGUGGCGGAUCCCAUCAAAUCGGAGGCGACGCUAACCAUAUAUACGCUGAGGAAUCGGUUGGGUUUGGAAGUGAUUCUCCUGACGGGCGACAACCUGUCGUCGGCCACAGCCAUCGCCCGCAAAGUAGGCCUCAAACGGGUCUUCGCCGAAGUGUUGCCUUCGCAUAAAGUGGCGAAAGUCAAGGAAUUCCAGCGGAAAGGCAUGAAAGUAGCGAUGGUUGGCGACGGUGUCAACGACUCGCCCGCCUUGGCUCAGGCGGACGUCGGCAUUGCCAUCGCCAACGGCACGGAUGUGGCCAUCGAGGCGGCAAACAUAGUCUUAGUUCGGAACGAUUUGUUGGAUGUCUUCGCGACCAUUGAUUUGUCGCGAAAGACUGUCCGUCGGAUUCGUCUCAACUUCGUGUUCGCCAUCGUCUACAAUGCAAUCGGUAUACCACUCGCCGCCGGACUCCUCCUGCGAUGGGGUCUUAUUCUGCAGCCAUGGAUGGGGGCGGCGGCGAUGGCCGCCUCCUCUGUCACUGUCGUCUGUUCCUCACUAUUGCUGCGAUUAUACCGAAAGCCGACGCGAAAACAGUUGGAAACCAAUGAAUACCACAAAUACUUGACACGUCUUAACAUUCACAACGACUUGGACUCACUUUCGCUGCAUAGGGGGGAAGACAUCAACAGAACUAGACAUCAGAUUCACAUGAAAUCUAAUGGUAUUCUUGUGGAGAAUCCGUGCAAAUUGCUUAAGACGUUACGCAACGGCGGCAUUGAAUCCGUGUCCACAUCGCCGUUGGUGUCAAGACUCGAUCCAAUGAUAUACUCUAUUAAUGGCACCGAUGAGGGCCACGAGAUCUGGCUUUGGUUGGAUGCGAUGGUAGCCAUGGGGGCGACAAUCAGAACGAGUGGCACAGUUGGCGAUCGACCAGCACCUCAACCCCCGGGUGAUGCCGGCGGUGGGCGGAUGCGAUUGUGGCCAUCCCUGGCCCAGCCGUACAGUCGGCGCCCGUCGCGGCCCAUCCAUGGCGUGAGCGGCAAGUGUUGUGCGGCCCAUACCCACCGCUAG